Molecule: messenger RNA, 321 nt
Organism: Anopheles aquasalis
Lineage: Eukaryota; Metazoa; Arthropoda; Insecta; Diptera; Culicidae
Product: protein FMC1 homolog
Cellular component (GO): mitochondrion
Source: RefSeq, a predicted model, not a curated record
AUGGCAACGGUAACUAAGAUCGCGAGCAGCCGUACGUUAAAGCAACUGCUUUCCGAGUUGAAACACAUCAGCUCCAACGAAGGUAGUGCUUCUUUGGCCGCCAAGUACAUCAGCGACCAGUACCGGCGGUUCGAAACGACAGAACAGCAGCAUUGCCGAGCCAAAGAGGAACUACAAUUUACCGCCGAUACGUACCGGUGCUACCUGGAGAGUGUACGAAAGCUGAAGGAGUUAAACGACGUGUAUCGUGGUAAGGGCGAACGCAGUAUCCGAGAUACGGCCGACAUGGUAGGCUUCAAGCUGCCCCACGAUCCAAAGUGA